CUAUCAGGAAGUGACGCAGUGUUUGUUUACAGCCGAAUCUUUUGGAGCUACAUCUGCGGAGGUUUUAUUUGUUUCCACCGCAGCUUCUCCAUGGGGGGCCAUGGGGUUGUGGGGAACCAGCCUGACUCCAUAGACUACUCUGUGCAUGAAGCCUGGAAUGAAGCUACCAACGUUUACCUGCUGGUGAUCCUGGUCAGCUUCGGCCUGCUCAUCUACGCCAGGAAAAACAAGAGGAAGAUCAUGCGGAUCUUCACGCUGCCUCCCACCGUGGGCAGCAGCCCGGAGCCUAACUUCUACGACAGCCUGCAGAAGGUCCGCCUGCGGCAGCAGCUGGAGAUGUACUCUCUGGCCAGGAAGUUUGACCAGCAGCAGCAGCCAGAGAGCGUCCAGCUCUCCAUGGAAUGAGAGGAGGAGGUUUCACGCUUCCGAGGAUCCGGAACAGAUGGAGGCGGACUUCAGACGCUCCUUUUGAAGAGUUUUCCCAACUUCCCGCCUGCACACACUGCUGGAUGGAUGAAGGGACUUUUGCAGAAGCUUCCAGCUGUGCAGCGUUUCUCCACCUUUUAGGAAAAACGGCUUUAAAAAAACGUUAAGAGGGAAAAUCAGAAGGAGUUUAACAGACCUGAAUAUUUCGUUUAUUGUCAAAAUAUUAGAAUUUAGUAUUGGAAUGAUUGAAACUUUGCUGAGUAAUCAACCUUUAUUGCUAUUAUUUAAUCAAGUGUCAGUUUUUGAAUAUCUUAGUUCUUGAUGGUUGGACUGAAACGUCUCUAACAGGCUGGAUGCUGGGAGGGAAAACAGUGAUGCUGAUAUUCCAGUAGAGGAAUGAUGGGAAGCAUAAAGAAAAGCACAGGCAGAAACUAUUAACACACAUCUGUAACUGCUACUGUAUAGAAUAGAUAUAAAGGCAUCAUUUUGCUUUUCAGGUCAUGCAUAUCAAAUACAAGGUGUUUUCUAUUUCAUUGUGUUUGCUGAUAAAUGUAAAUGUUUAGCCAGGAAGG
Molecule: messenger RNA, 998 nt
Organism: Cyprinodon variegatus (sheepshead minnow)
Lineage: Eukaryota; Metazoa; Chordata; Actinopteri; Cyprinodontiformes; Cyprinodontidae
Gene: smim19
Product: small integral membrane protein 19
Exons: 3
Coding region: 91-405 (104 amino acids)
Source: RefSeq, a predicted model, not a curated record